UAUGGGCGCCUUUCAAGAGUCUCAAGGACACAAUCUAAUGCACCCAUCGCCCACCUUCUCCCCCACGUACCGCCCACUCACAGCCAUUCCCACCACUAGUGCACCCACCUGCACCCCCGCACCUCCACCAUGCCACCCAUUCCCUCACCCACCCCAGACCCUCUCCCCUGCCAGCAUUCAUUGCCGGUUCCACCCACCAUCCUCUCCUAUUCUCUUCUGCCUGCCUCUUUUUAUAAUUCACUGCAUCGUUCACCAUCAUUCCUAUUACUCCUGUGCAUUACGCUCAACCUCCUCAUCUUCAUCACCAUACUUGGCUCUUCAUCCUCCUGACCAUUGUAAGUAAGGGCAACUAACAGGUCUGAACUUUCCAAAGGGCACUGAUUUUCUCUAUCUCUCUCCUUUCCUUGCUCUGUGUUGCGUGUGCUCUUUGGUCUGAAUGUCGGGGCUUGCAUUAAUUUGCAGAUCAUGACUGGUUCUGUACUCUUCCUCUGUGUCCUUGCUCAGUGUGUGCCUCAUCGGCACAUUUGAAUCAAGUCAUCUUGUUUUUAUAUGGGUGUAAAACAUGACUUGUCUCCUAUCUCUUUCCUACAGAAUAAAGGUAGAAAACAUAAUAGUUUAAUAAUACAAUGAAAGCUCUUUUUAUAAAGGUCAGUUGAAGGAGAUCCAGGAAGUGUGCGAUGAAGUGCUGGAGAUAUAUACCAGGAAAUAUAGAGUAAUACCUCAUUUAGUGCGACACUGCAUAGCACUUUUUUCGUAUAGCAUUUUCAUUUUGAAGCUUUAUUUUUUUCCAAAUAUAUAACAAAACCCAUAAAAGUGGUGAAAAUUUGCAAGUUCGAACAACCCAUCAUGACUGCCAACCUUUGUUUACGUUCACGUAACCAAUCAAAACACAUCACAUGUGCAUUAAUUUCCUCUUGUCUGCUUCAUUUAGCAUUACAUUUUUUUCGGAACGUAUCUAGAGCGCUAAUCGAGGUAUUACUGUGUGUGCAUCCUUAGCCAAAUACAUACAACAUCCCUCCAAAUCUUUCCUUCCACAAACCUGUUUAAACAUCUUUCAAAUGUCAUCAAGGGCAUAGCUCAGCCUGCAAAGCUUACAACCUUUCAAUGUCUAUUAAGAAAACAAAUCAGCAAUGGGUAGUAAUUAUCUGGAACUACAUGAUAAGAAUCCUCCUUCAAAGCCCAUCUUCUGUUAAGGAGCUUGCUCAUUCAUAGGCAGUGUUGGAGUACUCCAUACUUGAUUAACUCAAAACAGAUUUAGUUCUAUUUUUUUUCAUACCAGAGAUAUCACUGAAACAACAGAGAUUAGUGGUUUUUACAGACUUUCUCCAUGAUGCCUUCCAUAACUUCAACAAAAGAAUUUGACUGACAUCAGUUGACAUUUCCAGAAGAUUGUUCGACAUCAUUACUACUUUUUCCAACUUGACUACUGAAAGACUAAGGUCUAAUUUUUGGAUGGUUUCCCAUUUCAAGAUAUCUCAAUCAGCGGGAAAAGCUCUCAGCAGUGGAUAAUGCAGAGAAGGGGCAACCAUGUAAUGUGUGUGGAGACCAGUGUCCAGGCCUGACAUUACAUAAGUGGAGGAAGAUCUGCCUGCAUUGCAAGUGCCCACGCGAGGACCACUCCGCCACCGUGAUGCCGCUGGAAAUGGAGAAGACCGUCAACAAGCUCAUGUACGACUUUCAGAGGAACUCCACGUCCGACGAUGACUCUGGCUGUGCUCUGGAGGAAUAUGCCUGGGUUCCUCCCGGUCUCAAGCCCGAGCAGGUACACCAAUACUACAACUGCCUGCCAGAAGAUAAAAUUCCAUAUGUUAACAGCCCUGGAGAGAAGUAUAGAAUCAAACAGUUGUUGCAUCAACUACCACCGCACGACAAUGAGGUUCGUUACUGCAACUCACUCGAUGAAGAGGAGAAGAAGGAGUUGCGGCUCUUCAGUAGUCAAAGGAAAAGGGAAAGUCUGGGAAGAGGAACGGUGCGGCCAUUCCCCAUAACAAUGACCGGUGCCAUUUGUGAACAGUGCGGAGGACAGAUCAGCGGAGGAGACAUUGCUGUGUUUGCUUCACGGGCUGGCCAUGGGAUUUGUUGGCACCCCCGAUGUUUCAUCUGCUCCACCUGUAACGAACUGCUGGUGGACCUUAUUUAUUUUUAUCAAAACGGGAAGAUCUAUUGCGGGAGGCACCAUGCCGAGCGUUUGAAGCCGAGAUGUGCCGCGUGCGAUGAGAUAAUCUUUGCCGAUGAGUGCACAGAGGCUGAGAGUAGACACUGGCACAUGAAACAUUUCUGCUGCUUCGAGUGUGAGACUGCCCUGGGAGGCCAAAGAUACAUCAUGAAAGAAGGUCGCCCCUACUGUUGCAACUGCUUCGAGUCUCUGUAUGCAGAAUAUUGUGACACAUGUGGGGAGCAUAUAGGUAUUGACCAAGGCCAGAUGACGUAUGAUGGACAACACUGGCACGCCACCGAGUUGUGUUUCUGCUGCGCCCGCUGCAAGAAAUCGCUGCUCGGGCGCCCCUUCCUGCCCAAGCAAGGGCAGAUAUUCUGCUCGAGGACAUGCAGCAUCGGGGACGAUCCCAACGGCUCGGACUCCUCCGACUCUGCCUUCCAGAGCGCCCGCUCCCGGGAGUCCCGACGGAGCGCCCGGAUCGGGAGGAACAGCAGCAAGGCGGAGGACAAGGGCCUGAGGCAGAGCGUGUCGCAGCCGUUCAUGAGCAGGUACUCCACUGACAUCGAUCCCCUCUCCCAGCAGAUGGACAUGCUGAGCCUCGCAGCCGGCCAGGCCACCAGCUUGAACAAGGAGGCGCUGUGGAAGAGCAGGGACGGCUACCAGUUCGAAGACAAGUCCGCGGAGCGGGCCGCGUUUGCCGAGCGGCCUUCUCAGUCGCUCGGCCAGUACGGGGCGCGGACUGAGUUCAACCCGCCGCCGUGCUUGGCCAAUCCGUCCGACUUGUGGGCCAAGGAGUUCAACACCAAGCGAGGUCCGGCCGCUGCCUCCUUGAAGGACCGCAGCGACAGUUUCGUCCAGGAGAAGAAAGAGGAUUAUUAUCCCGCAACCGUCAGAACGCAGGAAAGUUUCAGCAGCGCCUCGACCCACAGCAUCCCCGAGUCCCGGUCAAACCCCAACGUGCAAGGCUACGACAUGGAAAGGGAACUGAUUUCUCACCAGUGUCGAACCAGGCAUCCGAUCAGCGCACUGAGUUUCACCGACCAACUCAAACUUCUGGAGCAGACCCCAAGGGAAUCGAUCGAAUCUCUUGCGCUUUCAAAUGCCACAGGGGCUUCUAUGGAAGGAGGAGCCAGGCAACAAGAACAUCUGUCCAGAUUUUCAAUGCCGGAUUUGAGCAAGGACUCGGGCAUGAACGGAUCGGAGAAGCUGAGUAACAUGGGCACCCUCAACUCCUCCUCCAGAUUCAGGAGCUCAGAGUCUAUUCGGAGUCUGAACUCUGCGCAGCUGUACCACGCCACGCAGCCAGCCAUGGACAGACUCCGGCACCCGCUGCAGUACAGGCAGCUGUCGGCGCAGGGAAGGUUGCCGCCGGGUUUCGAGUGCGCGGACGGCGCAGCGGGCAACAGGACGGGGCCGGGCAUGAGCGCCCGGAUCGCCCCCAUGAGCGAUCGGACACAGCGGCGCUUGCACAGUCAGGAGCACACCGCCAGCCGCCGCCACCACCGCCACCGGUCCCGGAGAUCGCGGCGUUCCCGCUCGGACAACGCGCUCCACCUGGCCUCGGACCGCCGCUGCCAGGCCAGGGACCGGCCCCAGCCGUUCCCGGGCGAAGACUACGGCCAGUUGGCGGCGCGGCGGAGCGGCCGGGACGGCUUGGGCAACGGUCACUUGCGGGACCCCUGCGGCCGCUACCCCAGGACAGCUUCGGACCUGACGCUGCAGAACCAGGCCGGCGAGAAGCUGCUGCGGCCUUACUUCAACGACCACGACGACUGGUGCUCCACCUGCUCCUCUUCCUCCGAGUCCGAGGAGGACGGGUACUUCCUGGGCCAGCCCAUCCCCCGCCCCGUCCAAAUCCGCCCCAUCACCAGCGAAGAGUUCAUGUACGGCUACAACUCCCCCCUCCCUCUCUCCUCGUCUCUGGGAGGCAGGUACCAGUCACAUUAUAGAAAGAGGCAAAAAAACAAAAACUGCGUUAUCUCAUAACAUUUUGCACAAUUUAUUUCUCGCAAGAAUGUAAACUAAAAAAAGUUGCACUUGUAUUAAUUAUUAAGAAGUAACAUUGGCAAAGGCAAUAUGACUUAUUCAGUAUUUAAAACAAGCUACUAAAACAUUACUGUGGUUCCAUGAAGGAGUUUUUCUUUGCUAGCUUUCUUGGUUUGUUUUUCUGUAAUAUAUUAUCUAAUAUACAUUCUACAAUUAAUAGUCUAUUAAAACAUGGUAUACAUAACUAGAGUUUCAUUGCCUGCAUAGCUGUGAGCAUGUUUACAACUUGAUAUUUGUCGAUGAUCUGAUGGUGUAGUGUACCUUUAUCUCACUGCCAGUGUUAUUGAUCAAGUUUAAUAAUCAAUAUACCAAACGAUAUUCCAGAAUCGCUUGCCCAAUUGUGUUUAAAAUGCAACGUACUAUAAUGAAAGUUAAAAUUUCACUAAGUUAAUUAUAUCUUCUGUACAUAUCAUGCAAAACAAGGAUUUCUAAAGAAAUAUUUUUAUAUUUUGUAAUGUAAAAAGUGUUUUGAGGUAGUAAUUCAUGCAUGCUCACUUUAUUUGUUCUGUUUUCAAUGGAAAUUUAUUAAAAAUGUUGCAU
Molecule: messenger RNA, 4744 nt
Organism: Leucoraja erinaceus (little skate)
Lineage: Eukaryota; Metazoa; Chordata; Chondrichthyes; Rajiformes; Rajidae
Gene: prickle2b
Product: prickle homolog 2b
Exons: 10
Coding region: 1631-4144 (837 amino acids)
Molecular function (GO): zinc ion binding
Source: RefSeq, a predicted model, not a curated record